Messenger RNA from Budorcas taxicolor (takin), 1362 nucleotides. It is a transcript of the gene SYT12, whose product is annotated as synaptotagmin 12. Gene Ontology annotation, cellular component: membrane. Gene Ontology annotation, biological process: regulation of calcium ion-dependent exocytosis; calcium-ion regulated exocytosis; cellular response to calcium ion. The record is from RefSeq and is a predicted model, not a curated record. Gene Ontology annotation, molecular function: calcium-dependent phospholipid binding; calcium ion binding; phosphatidylserine binding. Lineage: Eukaryota; Metazoa; Chordata; Mammalia; Artiodactyla; Bovidae.
AUGCUGGGCAUGUGCGGCGGCGGGGGUGGUGACCCUCUGAAGCCCCCUCCACUGACUCUCUUCUCCCUUCCAGUCUCACCCCCAGCGGCAGGCGGCAUGGCCAUGGACGUGGCAGAAUAUCACUUGAGCGUCAUCAAGAGCCCCCCUGACUGGGAGGUGGGUGUCUACGCCGCUGGGGCGCUGGCUCUGCUGGGAAUUGCAGCUGUGAGCCUGUGGAAGCUCUGGACGUCGGGGAGCUUCCCCAGCCCCUCCCCAUUCCCAAACUAUGACUACAGAUACCUUCAGCAGAAGUACGGCGAGACCUACGCGGAGGCCAGGCAGAAGAGAGUGCCGGCCUGGAACGCGCAGCGCGCCAGCACUAGGGGGCCCCCCAGUCGCAAAGGCAGCCUCAGCAUCGAGGACACCUUUGAAAGCAUCAGCGAGCUGGGGCCCCUGGAGCUGAUGGGCCGGGAGCUGGACCUGGCCCCCUACGGCACCCUCCGGAAAUCCCAGUCGGCCGACUCCCUGAACUCCGUCUCCUCCGUGAGCAACAACUUCGGGCAGGACUUCACGCUGGGCCAGGUGGAGGUGAGCAUGGACUACGACGCCGCCUCCCACACCCUCCACGUGGCUGUGCUGCAGGGCAAGGACCUCCUGGAGCGGGAGGAAGCGAGCUUCGAGUCUUGUUUCAUGCGUGUCAGCCUGCUGCCGGACGAACAGAUCGUGGGCAUUUCCCGGAUCCAGAGGAAUGCCUACUCCAUCUUCUUCGAUGAGAAAUUCUCCAUCCCGCUGGACCCCGCAGCCCUGGAGGAGAAGAGCCUGCGGUUUUCAGUGUUUGGCAUCGAUGAAGAUGAGCGGAAUGUGAGCACGGGGGUGGUGGAGCUGAAGCUGUCUGUCCUUGACCUCCCACUACAGCCCUUCAGCGGCUGGCUCUACCUGCAGGACCAGAACAAGGCUGCCGACGCCGUGGGCGAGAUCCUACUGUCCCUCAGCUACCUCCCGACGGCCGAGCGCCUGACCGUGGUCGUGGUGAAAGCCAAGAAUCUCAUCUGGACCAACGACAAGACCACAGCGGAUCCCUUUGUCAAGGUGUACCUGCUGCAGGAUGGGAGGAAGAUGAGCAAAAAGAAGACAGCUGUGAAGAGGGAUGACCCUAACCCAGUGUUCAAUGAAGCCAUGAUCUUUUCUGUGCCGGCCAUUGUGCUCCAGGACCUGUCUCUCCGUGUGACAGUGGCUGAGAGCAGCAGUGACAGCCGUGGGGACAACGUGGGCCACGUCAUCAUCGGGCCGUCGGCCAGUGGCAUGGGCACCACCCACUGGAACCAGAUGCUGGCCACGCUGCGCAGGCCCGUGUCCAUGUGGCACCCCGUUCGGCGAAACUAA